Messenger RNA from Lethenteron reissneri (Far Eastern brook lamprey), 4322 nucleotides. Its product is annotated as ras-related protein Rab-37-like. The record is from RefSeq and is a predicted model, not a curated record. Gene Ontology annotation, molecular function: GTP binding; GTPase activity. NCBI's taxonomy places the organism in Eukaryota, Metazoa, Chordata, Hyperoartia, Petromyzontiformes, Petromyzontidae.
CUGCCAUGCUGGAAUAGAACUCCCCCCACCCCCCAAUCCCCUCACCGCCCGGCUCGUGAUUUGAGGAAAUGUCGCGCCGCGCGCGGCUCCCGUUCGGCAGCAAGAGGAGCAUCUCCACGGAGGUUCCCGCGGGGGUCGGCGGCCCCUCCACGCACUCGCCGAGGCCCAAAGGCGCCCCCGGCCCCGCGGGGCCCCUCGCCAGCAUCAUCAGCAGCAGCAGCAGCGGCGGCAGCAGCGGAGGCGGCGGCGGCGGCAGCAACGCGAACGGGGUUCGCGCCGGGCGCCAAUCGCGGAGCGGUAGCGCCAAGGAGGCGUUUGACCUCUCAUUCAAGGUGAUGGUGAUCGGAGACUCCGGCGUGGGCAAGACCUGUCUGCUCAUGCGCUUUAAAGACGGUGCCUUCCUGUCCGGCAGCUACAUCGCCACAGUCGGCAUCGACUUCAAGAACAAGGUCGUGACCAUCGAUGACAUCAAGGUGAAACUCCAGAUCUGGGACACCGCCGGCCAAGAGAGAUUCCGCAGUGUAACGCACGCGUACUACCGUGACGCCGACGCCCUGCUCCUGUGCUACGACGUGUCCAACAGGGCGUCGUUUGAGAACGUGCGGUCUUGGCUGACGGAGGUACAGAAUUUUGCAGACAGCAACGUGGUCCUGAUGCUCAUCGGCAACAAGGCUGACCUGGGCGGGCAACGCGUGGUUCGCCUGGAGGAUGGGGAGAGGCUCGCCAAGGAAUGCAAGGUGCCGUUCAUGGAGACGAGCGCACGGAGCGGCCUCAACGUGGAGCUGGCAUUCAUGGCCCUGGCCAAGGCCUUGAAGCAGCGUGAACUGGGGAAGCCGGACGAGCCCAAAUUCCAGCUCAAGGAGUACGUGGAGGCAGCACAGCACAAGUCCAGCUGCUGCCUGACGUCCUGAGCAGUGCACACCAUGCACAGUACACACCACACCAUGCACACCAUGAACAGUACACACCACACCAUGCACACCACACCAUGCACACCAUGAACAGUACACACCACACCAUGCACACCACACCAUACACAACACACUAUGCACACCACACCAAGCACACCAUGCCAUGGACACCACACCAAGCACACCACGCCAUGCACACCACACCAAGCACCCCACACCGUGCACAUCACCAAAGACACCACAUAACAGCAUGCAACAUCAAGCACACCACACCAUACACACCACACUACAACUUGCACACCACACUGUGCACACCACACUGUGCACACCACACUGUGCACACCACACCGUGCACACCAUCCCUAGCACACCACAUACAGCAUAUGACAUCAAGCACAGCACAACAACCAUGCACACCACACCGUGCACACUACACCAAGUACACCACAGACAGCAGACUACAUCAAGAGCAGCCCACCACCCCAUGUGCGACCACGCAGUGCACGCCGCUCCACGCGCCGUGAACGUUCUGUGCAACCGGCACACGCACUGCACACUCGCCGAGCGCCUUCCUCGCCGAGCGUUUACCGCGGUCGCCCGCCGGGUUGACCGAGCCGCGUCUCGCCACGUCCCUGCGCCCCGCGCCGCUCCCCGCUCCGUGCCGCCUUGCGCCCAGUGCCACGUGCCAAGCCCGGCUAUGGCCCGCGCCACACUGAGCAAAGUGCCACACUCCCUCAGCGCCGCACGCCCUCAGCGCCACAUGCCACGCUGAGCUCCGUGCCACGCUGAGCUGCGUGCCACCAUGCCCUCAGCGCCACAUGCCACGCUGAGCUCCGUGCCACGCUGAGCUGCGUGCCACCAUGCCCUCAGUGCCACAUGCCAUGCUGAGCUCCGUGCCACGCUGAGCUGCGUGCCACCAUGCCCUCAGCGCCACAUGCCACGCUGAGCUCCGUGCCACGCUGAGCUGCGUGCCACCAUGCCCUCAGUGCCACAUGCCAUGCUGAGCUCCGUGCCACGCUGAGCUGCGUGCCACCAUGCCCUCAGCGCCACAUGCCAUGCUGAGCUCCGUGCCACGCUGAGCUGCGUGCCACCAUGCCCUCAGCGCCACAUGCCAUGCUGAGCUCCGUGCCACGCUGAGCUGUGUGCCACCAUGCCCUCAGUGCCACAUGCCACGCUGAACUCCGUGCCACGCACCACGCUGAGCUCCGUGCCACACGCCCUCACGUGCCACACGCCCUCACGUGCCACACGCCCUCACGUGCCACAUGCCCUCAGUGCCGUGCCAGGCUUCGUGCCAGGGCGCCGGAGUGUCCGCCACGCUCUUUCGGCUCGUGCCGCUUGGGCCGUUGGACGUGGCGCAGCAUCGGAGGCUCGCAGCGCCAGCUCUCGCUGAUGUCCGUGCAGGCGGGAACUCGCAGCAUCCGGUACGGUGGGCGAGCCCGGAGCCCUCCUCGUCAUACCCGUGCGUAUGUACAACCCGCCCGCCCGCUCGUGUGUACGAUGCCCACGGUGCCACCUUAGCUCUUGACGACAUUUGCGCGUGGGACGGUGCGGACCGUUGACUUGACGUUUUAUUUAUUUUUUUGGCCACGUGCGUCCUUCCACCCUGCCGCCUUGAGUCUCUGUCUUGCCCUCGUGCCGCCGUGGCCUCCUCGGCCUUCGCGAGUGGAUUUCCAACCCUAAGCAGUUCCUCGAGCUGCUGCUGGGGGCUGCUGCGCCGGCUCAGCGAGACAAACAAAAGAUAACUGGCAGCUCGGCCGCUUCACUCGAAACAAGCAUCACAGCUGUGUGAGUGCAAAUCAAAAACGAGCAAAUGUGAAGUCAAAUACAUUUCACAUGGCCGGUUUGCGGUCCAUGUUAUUUUGAAGUAUGGUUCGAGGCGCGCCAGCCAAUUGCUUGCUUUAAUACUUGAACGUGUGAGUACUGUACCUGCUUCGGCAUUCCUGAAAGGUGGUGUUCCUCAGUGGCUACUGACGUUUCGGCUCACCUGGUGGUAUUCUCGUGAUUUACAUUAUUAGCUUAGUGGCAGCCGAGAGAGGGAACACGCCUGUGAGGGCAUCCACUUACCUUGUGUGUGGGUAUCAACGUGAAUUCGCAGGUUCAUUAGAGAUGUAUGUAUGUUGAACUUCUUUCGCACCAUACGUAGCAACCGUGCUGAUCGGAGGUGCGGGGGAAGGACAACAAACCACAAAAAGUUUGAAGGAAAAUUAGUUUUUGAUCUCGAUUUACAAGUGCAUAGCUCCAGUGGUUUCCCAAUAUCGAAGGGAAGAGCGUUCCAGACGGUCGCAGAAGCGCAUCUGAAAGCGUGCGAUGCAGUGACCCUCUUUGUUUGAUGACGAAGCCAAAAGCCGCUACGAGGAUAACGGCUUGGGGGAGGCCUUCAUCAGGCAGUGGAUUGGCCAUGGCUGUGAUGAUGAUGAUGAGAUCAGACGGCCAGUGGAGCCAGUGGUAUCAGAGGGCGGCGUGGUCAGCUCCCCCCCCUGCCCCCCCUCCCCCCCCCCCCCCCCGUGAGCACAGGCGCUCUGCGCGCGACGGCGCCCAAGCCGACCGAGACUGCCGAAACCACUUGGGAGAGGAAGCCGACUGAGGAGUUGGAUGAAGGUGUCUGUGACCGAGUGAGUUGUCGGAGAAGGGAGGGUUCCGGAAACGAGUUGGGAUAAUGGAGCCGUGAAAGCUUUGGGAAGGAACCGGGUGAUGGAGCAGUGAAGGAUGUGGGGGAAGAAUUAGUGAGGGAUCUGGGAUGGAUCAGUAAGGGAUCUCAGAUGGAUCGGUGAGAGAUCUGGGUGAUGGAGCAGUGUUCGAUCUGGGAUGGAACCGGGUGAUGGAGCAGUGAGGGAUGUGUGGGAAGAAUUAGUGAGGGAUUUGGGAUGGAUCGGUAAGGGAUCUCAGAUGGAUUGGUGAGAGAUCUUGGUUAUGGAGCAGUGUUCGAUCUGGGAUGGAACCGGGUGAUGGAGCAGUGGAUGAUCUGCAAUGGAUGAGUGAGGGAUCUAGGAUGGAUCUGGGUGAUGGAGGCGAGCGACGGACCUGCGUAGCUACUUCGUCUCGAAUGGUAUGGCCCGUGCAUUAAUUCGCAUCGGCAAGGGACCUCCUUGACGAGUCUGAUGGAACUGUACAAAGUCGGGUCGUGACCCCUCCCAGGAGGGGUCGCACCCUCUGCGAGGGAGGCCGUCGGUGGCUCUGGCUCGAGCGAUGAGCGGUGGGUGGCGGCCCUGCUGCUGCUGCUGUUUGUGGUGAGCACUGUGCUUUUGUGACGCUUCGGGUCACCAUCUCAUUUCACUCUGGCUUCAUCUGCCAUGGGGAAACUGCUACCACUGUUUUGAAAUGGCGCGGCGGUCUAAGCUCGGCGAUUCUCACAGCGACUGCCAGCGCCUUUGGCACGGAGGUGGCGGCAAUUAAAGUCGUAUGGCCACC